Labrus bergylta (ballan wrasse) is the source of this 2485-nucleotide messenger RNA. RefSeq lists its product as uncharacterized. The record is from RefSeq and is a predicted model, not a curated record. Gene Ontology annotation, molecular function: metal ion binding; mRNA binding. Lineage: Eukaryota; Metazoa; Chordata; Actinopteri; Labriformes; Labridae.
GCAAGAGAGUAGAAAGGAAACUUGACUUAAGUCUGGAAGCAGGUAUUGAACAGAACACCGUGGAUCAAAGCUGAAUCUUCUUCUUCUGGCCUAAGGGGUACAGCAUGUCCGAAAUGCUUGACGACAUUUUUACAAAGAACUUUCUGAAUCCGGCAGUGGAAGACUCUGUGCUGCCGCAGCAGACUCAACCCAAAGCACCAGGCCACAGUCGGCUGAACCGGUCUGCCUCCUUCUUCUCCCCGCCCUCCCCUCCUGCCACCUCAGACCUCAGUUUGAGCACAGAGCAUGUUAACAAUGCUGACAACGGCGGCUCUUUCUGGCCCACCAACAUCUGGAGCCAGGGCCCGGUUUCCAGACCAAAGCAGCAGCCCCCCUUUAGGCCUGACCGCUCCAUGAGCCUAACCGAGUCCAGCAGCAGCCUGCUCGCCUCCUUUGGACAACUGAAGAACCUGGAGGCUUUUAAUUCAGGCCCUGCUACUACUACGGUGGCUCCACCGCCUGGUUUCCCUCCCUCAUCUGUCCUCCCUCCCUUGAUUCCCCAGAUGGUUUCCCCUAAUCGUUACAAGACUGAGCUGUGUCGCGGCUUCCAAGAGACUGGCAGCUGCAAAUAUGGCAGUAAAUGCCAGUUUGCCCAUGGUGAGCCUGAGCUGCGAGGACUCUACCGCCACCCUAAAUACAAGACAGAGCCCUGCAGAACCUUCUACAACUUUGGCUACUGCCCCUACGGCUCCCGCUGCCACUUUAUCCAUGAGGGGUCCAUCAGCGGUGGUCCAUUACAAUCUGCCAAAUACCAGAACCAGCAGCAGCCCACUGGAACCCGCCACCAGCUGCGUCAGAGUGUGAGCUUUGCCGGUUUCCUGGGUUCUUCACGCAACUCACCUCCUCCAUCAUUCCCCUCGUCCUUCAAUGAUCCCAACCUCGGGUUCAGCCGUGCUCCCUCUGUUUCUCCACCUCCUGCUGAUCUGCUCUCCCCUGUGUUUGGGGACUCCCUGCAGCGGGAUGCCGCAGCAUUCCACUAUGGCAAGCAUCCAACCCGGGCCAGCACCGGAGACAUCCACAACAUUCCCCAUAUCCUUGAGCCAAAGGCCUCACGCUGCGUGUGCGGCCAUGGGAAUAACUUUAACAGCAACAACAGCAAAGUCUUUGCCAACAUGGAGGACGGGCACCUCCACCAAGAGAGCAGCGGCAAGAUGUUUCCUGGUCCCGGAGGGUUUGUGAAGCCGGCUGGACUCCAGCGCUUCUCAUCUGAGGAUUCCCUGGAGGACAGCUACAGCAGCAGCAGCAGCGGAGGCUCCAGUGGAAGCGAGUCUCCAACAUUCGAUGGAUCUGCCACCAAGAGGCUCACUGUGUUCGAGCGCCUGUCCCUGUCCGACUAAACGGAACCAAAGGGAAAAACAACAGAAGAGAACUGGCACUCUGUGAAGCGUGUCUGUUUCUCUGGACUUUCUACAGAAACAGAACUGAUCAGGACAAGUCCAAUUUUGACGACACAAUAACACUUAAAGUUCUUAAUUUAUCUUUGUAAAAAAUGGACCUCACCUUGGAAAAACUACACAUACUGAGAUGAUUUUAGUAUCUAAUCCUUAUCAGACUCUAUUUUUAUACGUAAUAAUAUGUAGCUUAUAAGACCUUUGUAUGUGGUCUUCCAGUAAAAAAUAACUUCUCUGCAGAUCUUGCCACUACCAGUAAAAAGCCUGGUUUGUACUUAAAUCUGUAGUGAUCAAAAUGGCUUUAUCUUUAGUGAAAUGAUUAAUUCAUGUGCCUUUAAAUAUUCUCUGUGCCUGAUGGGAUAUUUACUCUUGGUGCUACGGACAGUAUGUUUGAUUCAGUAGCCUUACACAGUGAGACCUGAUAUGUGUCAUUGAUGCCAUUAUAUCUGUGAUAUGCACUUUACAGCUAAUUGAAAAGGGAGAAACUGUUAAAUCUCCCAGUAGCAUUCAAACCAAAGCUUCAUACUUCACUCUGCUCUGCGUGUGUGUGUGUGUGUGUGUACGUGUGUGCACAUGUGUGUGCACGUGUGUGCAUGUGAGUCUGUAUGUUUGGGCAUAAAUGUCAUCUUUCAAAGACCUGGGGUGCAGGUAUGUAUGUGUUAGCUGCAGAAUGCUGAAAGAUCAAAGUGUGCUUCAUAAGUUUUAGUUUCGUUAAAAGAUUCUGUUAUCAUGGCUACUUCAUAAUUUGCACCCCAUCUUUUAUCGUCCCCUAUUCGUUUGACAACCUGGUUCAGGGACUUUUAUCACCGCAGUAUUCCUUUCGGUUAUUGGUUGCCUUGUGAUGUUUAACUUAAACUAAUAUAUUUAUUAUGAUAUUUAUUUGUGUUUAAAGGAAAAAAACAAAAUGUAUUUUGUACUUUAUUUAUGGAGGAAUAUUUCAACAUCUGUGAAAUAUCAAUGUGAGGAAAACAAAAAGCAGUAAAAAAAAAGAGAAUCUUAUAUUUUUAAUUGCCUGCAAGGGACAAAAUAAAUUUCUGAAUAAAGAAAUGAAUGUA